This is a messenger RNA of Rhizopus microsporus ATCC 52813, 1487 nucleotides long. RefSeq lists its product as uncharacterized. The transcript has a single exon. Bases 36 to 1475 code for a protein of 479 amino acids. Lineage: Eukaryota; Fungi; Mucoromycota; Mucoromycetes; Mucorales; Rhizopodaceae. The record is from RefSeq and is a predicted model, not a curated record.
UUUUUUUUUUUCCUUUUUUUUAUCAACUAUUUUAAAUGACAACGUUUAAUCAUCAUUCAGCAAAUAAAAGGAGAUCCCCAACCAAUUCAACAGAAUCAAAAGCAUCUCAGUGGCAACAUUGGGCUGAAGAACAGACAGACAGUGCUUAUGAAAAAGAAUCUAAUCAGCGAUCUCUACACAUCAGACACGCACAUAAACCAGCAAAGGAAAUAUUAGAUAAAAUAUUACCUUCACUACCCUUAUGUUUUUGUAACAAGCCUGCUUAUCGUAGCUUCACUCUAGAGUAUGGUCCAAUCCUAGAAUGUGGCAAUUAUCAACUGGCAGCUGAUAACAACCAUAUAAAGAUUAAAUAUGUCUGCGGAUUUCACGUUCAUGAACUCUCUUGGAAUAAAUUACGAAAGAAGCUUAGUGAAGGUGGACUAAUCACUGCUGAUCACCCAGAACUGACGACCUGUCCACUUUACAAUUUCACCUUUUGCGUUACAUUCUAUUUAACUAACCAAUAUCCCAAAUGCCCACCUUCCUUACCUGUCUGCUUUUGUAACCGCACGGUCGUGUUACGAGAAUCACCUACGAAACCACCAUCAGAUCAAUCUAGACUCUUUGAAUUUACCUGUGCCAACUGUGAUAUCGAAGGCGUCAAGCCCAAGUGUAGCUGGAUUCUUCGAGCAAAAGAAGUUGCAUUCCCUCGUCCCAAGCACAAGAUACACCGUAUUGUCGACACAGAGGAGUAUACAGAUACCAAACCAUCACCAUUAGCAGCGAAUAAUAGUAACAACAAUAAUAAUCCAAAGCAUAUCUCAAAGGAUCAUCAGCAGGGCCUGUUGUGCACUUUGACUCUCAGUUCUCAACCAAAUUACAUGAAUAGUUUCCAGGCGCUAAAGAUCGCUGAUACAUCUGUCAAUCCUGAGCCUAGUUCGUCAAAUUCGACUUCAGGAAGUGCUUCUCCUCGAUACUCAAGUCUUGUUCCGACCUCUGUCAUAGUUAAAAGGUCUGCGAGCCCAAAGUCAGUGGCAUCUGGCUCACACGGAAAUACCUGUCCCCUCGAGAAGAAAGUUCAGGAGCAAGAAUUACAUAUUUCCCAAAUGAAAACGCAGUUAUCUCAAAUGAAUGCAAAAAUGGAAAGUGUUGAGUCCAUGGUGAAGCUAUUCAAACGUGCUCUUGAGGAUAUGCAAUUGGAUGUACAUCGUCAUAGACGCAUGUUUCAAGAAGAGCAAGGAUUGAGAAGACAUACACAGAGCAGAUUGUCUAGUAUUGAACUUGAUGUUGUACAGAUGCUUGCAGAGAAAGAACAGUUAUUAGCAGAUAUACACGACCUGACCAGAGGUGAAGAGCAUAGUGGCGAAGCAGAAAAGUGCCGUGUAUGUUUCAAUCGACCCGUAGAAUAUGUUCUUUUGCCUUGUUUCCAUUUUGGUAAAGAAAUACAACAUACCAUUCUUUUUCAUAAAACUGACACUAUUUAUAGCUUACUGUGAAAUGUGUUCAUC